This is a messenger RNA of Caenorhabditis briggsae, 513 nucleotides long. The record is from RefSeq and is a predicted model, not a curated record. Lineage: Eukaryota; Metazoa; Nematoda; Chromadorea; Rhabditida; Rhabditidae. Gene Ontology annotation, molecular function: protein kinase binding; protein kinase inhibitor activity; double-stranded RNA binding. Bases 1 to 513 code for a protein of 170 amino acids. Gene Ontology annotation, biological process: negative regulation of protein kinase activity. Gene Ontology annotation, cellular component: nucleolus. The transcript is spliced from 3 exons.
AUGAGACUGGAAAGGCUGCAACAGAACAUUGAAAAGCCAGCCCCUAUUCCAACGAAGAAAGAGACUCUGCGAGCUCCAAAAGCUCCUUUAGAGUUUGUGCGCAACGUUGUUGGAUCAUCAGCUGCCGCUGGUAGUGCUGAGUUUCACAUCUAUAGAAAUAAUCGUCGAAAAGAACAAAACCGCUUGGAUUACAUCGAUGCAGUGGCCAAGAAAGAAGAGUUGGAUGAAGCUUAUAGAGUGAAAGUUAAUGAACAACAAAUGAAAGAAGAUUCGAAAACUGCAAAAAAGCGAGCAAAGCGAUCGAGGCAGAAGGCUAAUGCGAAAAAGAGGAAGAUGGCAAAGAAAACGGAUGACUCUGACGACAGCAGCUCCUCUGAUGAUUCCGAUGACGACUCGGAUUCAGAAGCAGAAGAAGAUACCGAAAAGAAAGCAAGUACAGAAGAAGAUUCAGGAAAAAGAGACGAUGCAGAGGAAAGAACUUUCGAGAGAAGCUUCCACCCAAGAAGCUGGUGA